Octodon degus (degu) is the source of this 477-nucleotide messenger RNA. It is a transcript of the gene Reg4, whose product is annotated as regenerating family member 4. Bases 1 to 477 code for a protein of 158 amino acids. The record is from RefSeq and is a predicted model, not a curated record. The transcript is spliced from 5 exons. NCBI's taxonomy places the organism in Eukaryota, Metazoa, Chordata, Mammalia, Rodentia, Octodontidae. Gene Ontology annotation, molecular function: signaling receptor activity; mannan binding.
AUGGCAUGCAGCAAAGGCUUGCGUUUGCUCUUUCUGCUGAGCUGGGCGGCAGGCUCCGAAGCCCUGGGCGAUAUCAUGAGACCCAGCUGUGCUAGUGGGUGGUUUUCCUACAAAUCCACUUGCUAUGGAUACUUCAGGAAGCUGAAGAGCUGGUCUGAUGCUGAGCUUGAGUGUCAAUCGUAUGGAAGCGGAGCCCAUCUGGCAUCUAUCCUGAGUCUAAAGGAAGCUAGUAUCAUAUCAAAGUAUAUAAAUGGCUAUCAAAGAAACCAGCCCGUAUGGAUUGGCCUGCAUGACCCACAGAAGAAGCAGCAGUGGAAGUGGGUAGAUGGAAACCUAUCCCUGACCAGGUUCUGGAGUGGCCGAUCCUCCAGUGAGGAUAAGCACUGUGCUGAGAUGAGCUACAGCAACAACUUUUUAGCUUGGAACAAAAAUGACUGCAACAAGCUCCAGCACUUCCUGUGCAAAUACCGACCAUAG